This is a messenger RNA of Ipomoea nil (Japanese morning glory), 2076 nucleotides long. RefSeq names its product putative glucose-6-phosphate 1-epimerase. The transcript is spliced from 8 exons. The coding region runs from base 857 to 1789 and encodes 310 amino acids. Gene Ontology annotation, biological process: carbohydrate metabolic process. NCBI's taxonomy places the organism in Eukaryota, Viridiplantae, Streptophyta, Magnoliopsida, Solanales, Convolvulaceae. Gene Ontology annotation, molecular function: carbohydrate binding; isomerase activity. The record is from RefSeq and is a predicted model, not a curated record.
AUCUUGACCGCUUUGUACACCAAAGUUGUACUGCACGUAUCUCUAAUGACGCCUAUCUUCAUCUCCUGUUGUUUCGAGAAAAUUAGGCAAAAGAUUCCCUUCCUUUUUUUUAUAUUUCAUUAAAUUUUGCUAACGUCUCAUGUUUCUGGGCACUCUUGUCUUCUAAACCACGUUGAUUUAUUCUCUUCUUAAUCAUUUUCAAAUCCCGAGUCCUAGUUUCUAGGUAAUUCAUGCACAAUUCGCUUCUUCCUGAUAAACACUUGACCUCUACUCGAUGCAUUGCAUAAAGCUGGUAUCUUCAAGACGGGUUUGCCUUAAAGUGGUAUGCUUCACCUGAAAAUUUUUGUUUAAGACUAUUUUAUGGCGUUGGCGGUUGGGUAUUCCCAAGAAACACUUUUCCCAGGUCGUGUUUUUGUUAAAAUGUAUCUUUCUGAUUUUUGAAAUUUUGGCACUCGGGUUUUCGUUCUUUAGUUUUUCAAAAGUUUGGGGUUUUACGGUUUCACCAAACGCCCCGUAUUUGGUAAGAAGUGUAGAGUGAAUUUGAAGUUUUCUUACACCACAUCUGCGUGUUUGUCGGGUUGUGAUGCAGAGAGAGUAUUUAAUUGUGUAAUAAUAGUUUUUGCGCUAGGCUUCCGUGAAUUUGGGUAUGGUGCUGAUGCGUUUCUGUGCAAUUGCCAGACAAUUCUGAUGCUUUUAAGUAGGUAGAAAGCUGGCAUUGCUGUGAGUUAUUAAUGCAAAUCUACCUUAAAGCAUUUGCGGGUUUUUCACCAAAAGGAUUUUGAGAUUUUGGCAAUUAUCGACUGCGUUUCUAAGUUUGUGAGAGGCAAGAAAAGGAGAGGAGAUCUGUUCUUCUGAAAUGGGGCACUAUGCAGCGGUUUGGGAUCCUAGAGCUGCGAUUGAAGUGACAAAAGAUUCGAAUGGGAUUGAUCAGAUUGUGCUUCGUAGCCCCCAUGGGGCCUCUGCUAGGGUGAGCUUGAAUGGAGGACAGGUUACUUCAUGGCGGAAUGAUCGAGGCGAAGAACUCCUAUUCACCAGUAGCAAGGCAACCUUCAAGUCUCCAAAAGCUGUAAGGGGAGGAAUUUCUAUCUGUUUUCCUCAGUUUGGAAAUGGUGGUUCACUUGAGCAUCACGGAUUUGCGAGAAACAAACUUUGGACCAUCGAGAAAGACCCUCCAUCUCUGCCUACCUUUGAUGCUAACGGCAAAUCUUUCAUUGACUUGUUGCUACGAUCAUCAGAAGAGGAUUUGAAGUUCUGGCCUCAUAGUUUUGAGUUUCGCCUCAGGGUUUCUCUUGCAUCAGAUGGGAAUCUAACGGUGAUAUCUCGUGUUAGAAACAUCAAUGGCAAACCAUUCAGUUUCUCAUUUGCUUGUCAUACGUACUUGUCCAUCUCUGACAUAAGCGAAGUAAGGAUAGAAGGAUUAGAAACAUUGGACUAUCUAGACAAUCUGUGUCAGAGAGAGCGCUUCACAGAACAAGGAGACGCAAUAACAUUUGAAAGCGAGCUCGAUCGUGUUUAUGUUAGCACUCCAAAUUCUAUUGCUGUGCUUGAUCAUGAAAGGAAGCGAACGUACCUAAUAAAGAAGGAUGGACUUCCAGAUGUUGUGGUGUGGAAUCCAUGGGAGAAGAAAUCGAAGGCCAUGGCGGAUUUUGGAGACGAAGAGUACAAACAGAUGCUGUGUGUCGACGGUGCAGCAAUAGAGAAACCCGUCACGUUGAAGCCGGGAGAGGAGUGGACGAGCCGCGUAGAGGUUAUGGUUGUACCCUCAACCUUUUGUGGUGAUGAUCUGUGAUGCCCUAAUGCCCCAAAGAACCAAAAGUUUGCAGCAGAGCAUAAAGCUUUUUCUUUGUUCUGCUGGAGGGAAGUAUCCAUCUUUAGGUUUUGUGUAUCAUAUUAGAGCAAUGGCAAUACAAACAGGCGUAUUACAUGUCUCUAGGGGAUAUCUAUAUCUAUAUAUAUAUAUAAUUAGAAUGUGGACUAGCAAAGCCUAAGGUUUUUAAUGUUAACGGCUUCGUUUCACAUGUUUAUUUUAGUUGUAAACAUUUGUUUCAUGUUUUAUUAAGGGCUUUUAUUAUGUUA